CGUCUGUCCUCCCAAACCAAGAUGUCUGAUCCUGAAGUUGAUACUACACCUGUCGUCAAGCCUAUUCCGUCGGCCCCCGGACCUUCAACUCCUCUCACCAAAUCGUACACAUAUCACAGCCCAACCCCCACUACUUCUGGCCCAUACAUGCUUGGGGUGGACGAAGCAGGGCGGGGGCCUGUGCUUGGUCCAUUGGUAUAUGGCGUGGCCUAUUGCCCGGUGGCAUACACAGAACAACUGGAAGAUCUUGGAUUCGCAGAUUCCAAACAGCUCACAGCCGAGACGAGAUCGUCCCUACUCGAUACCCUAAGCUCGGACCUAGAUAAUCUAGGAUGGUCUGUCCGAGUGAUAAGCCCACAAGCCAUCUCGAACGGGAUGCUUCGUCGACCGCCAACGAAUCUCAAUGUCCAGUCUCAAGACGCGACCGUAUUAUUAAUACAGGAGGUUCUUAAGAAAGGCAUUGAGUUGACAGAGGCGAGUAUGACUCGAUUUGCCCUGCGGGAGGUCUCAACGGGUCCGCAGGUCUACGUAGACGCUCUAGGAACCACAACGACGUAUAAAGCAUAUCUUUCGGCGCGCUUCCCAGGGAUCAACUUUACUGUUGAGAGCAAAGCGGAUGAUAAAUUCAAGAUAGUUGGCGCGGCAAGUGUCGCCGCCAAGGUUACUCGCGACGCGUGCAUCGAAAAUUGGGUGUUCGAGGAGUCGCAAGCCGCAUCAGGAAAUGUGCCUACGUCUUGGGAUGCUGGGAUGGGUUCAGGGUACCCCAGUGAUCCCAAGACAAAAGCGUGGUUGGCUCGUUCUGUUGAUCCUGUCUUCGGGCUGCCACGGGUCGUUCGAUUUUCCUGGUCGACAGUCAAAGUGCUACUCGAAAAAGAAGCGAAGAAUGUGGAGUGGAUUGACGAGGGCCAAGCCUCUUUAACUCAGGCCUUCAACUCCGCAAAAGGACGAGACAAGGACAGAUCCGCAGUGGCGAAAGAUCUUGGCCUCAAAAGCGUCGGAAUACUCUAAGCGUGUCGGGUGUUCCGGAUGACUAUGACUAUGUGUAUAUUGUCACUGUUGAUCGUACACCGGGCUUCGCUCAACACCCGUAUCUCCCUUCUCGCGGGCGGCAACGUGUUCCUCGAUGACGUUUGCGACGACUGAAGCUUGAACCGGGAUGUUCGGCCCAUGGAAACCCUCAGGAUAAUCGGGAUUCGGGGGUUCGUUGGGAUACGUGUAGACUCUGUAGCAGAAUCAGCAGGUGGCUAGUCCAGUAGCAUGACAUUAUCAACUCACGUAUCAUUCCAUAUGGAGUAGUGCGUCAUGCCCAAAGAACGACUGGUCCACUCAUAAUCACGCGCAUAUCCUUCAGGGAGGAACAUCUCAACAACGGCGGAGACGAGUGUGGGUUUCAUCAUAACCUGGAGAAAAUUAUGACGGCUUCAUCAUCACAGCUUAGAACUG
Mycena citricolor is the source of this 1443-nucleotide messenger RNA. The record is from the annotation of a GenBank genome assembly. Lineage: Eukaryota; Fungi; Basidiomycota; Agaricomycetes; Agaricales; Mycenaceae.